GAGCGAAUGCAAUCGGUGGAGCGAUGGAUAAACAGUAUCCCAAUGGAUGUGCCCAUAUUCGUGCAGACCUCACUGACCCAAAUCGUGCCCAUCACUGACCCCAAAUCCUUUCCCGAUGAGCUCUCCGUCUCUGACCAUCUUCCCUCUGCCACCAAUAAUAGUGCUGCUGAUAGCUCCCGUGGUAUGUUUCGCGAAAAUUUCACCCUUUUUAUCUAA
This is a messenger RNA of Rodentolepis nana, 216 nucleotides long. The record is from the annotation of a GenBank genome assembly. Lineage: Eukaryota; Metazoa; Platyhelminthes; Cestoda; Cyclophyllidea; Hymenolepididae.